CCAUGACUUCUUGCAGUCAGCACUUUCACCUUCUGAACUAAGGACUCAAGACAGAAAAAUGACAGCAGCUACCGAGGUGGUGGACGACGCUGCCACAUCGGCAACUAACACUUUCUAUUACCUUCUUAUCCCUGCACUUGUACUUGGUUUUGUGUACUGGAAACUUCAGAGAAGAAGAUUCGUGGAUCUGGCAAACAAACUUCCUGGCCCCAGAGGAUACCCCAUCAUUGGAAAUGCAAUGGAUUUCUUGGGGAAUUCCCUGGAGACAACAGAGAGAUUUAUUCAAUUCUCCUUCAAUUACGGUAACAUCAUGAGAUUUUGGAUUUUCCACAAGUUAGUGGUCUUCAUUGCAGAUCCAAGGGAUGUUGAGCUGAUCUUGGGAAACAGCACCCACCUUGACAAAUCGGAAGAGUACAGGUUCUUUAAACCGUGGCUUGGAGAAGGUCUGCUGAUCAGCUCCGGCCAGAAAUGGAAGUCACAUCGCAAACUUAUUGCACCAACAUUCCAUCUUAACGUGCUAAAAUCUUUUGUUGAACUGUUCAACGCGAACAGCAGAGCUGUAUGCGAGAAGAUGGCCAAAGAGAACGGCAAGACUUUUGACUGCCACGACUACAUGAGCGAGUGCACAGUCGAAAUUCUUCUAGAGACCGCCAUGGGUGUGAGCAAGAAGACGCAGGAUAGGAGUGGAUACGAGUAUGCUAUGGCAGUCAUGAAAAUGUGCAAUAUUCUCCAUCUCAGGCAAGCGAAGAUUUGGCUCAGACCAGACUGGCUGUUCAAGAUCACUAAGUAUGGCAAAGAGCAGAUUGACCUACUCGACGUCAUCCACGGGCUCACCAAGAAGGUAAUCAAGAGGAAGAAGGAGGAGAUCAGCAGUGGCAAUAAGAAAUAUAUCGAAUCUUCAAUAAACCCUGAGGAAAAAUCUGUAACAACGGCGUUCAAAAGUCUGAAGGACGAUUUGGACGAACAAGAUGAGAACGACGUUGGUCAGAAGAAGCGACUGGCCUUCUUGGAUCUGAUGAUUGAAACCUCACAGAAUGGUGUUGUGCUUACUGAUGAGGAAAUUAAGGAAGAGGUUGACACCAUAAUGUUUGAGGGUCAUGACACCACUGCAGCAGGCAGUAGCUUCUUCCUCUGCCUCAUGGGACUCCACCAGAAAUACCAGGAUAUGUGCGUCCAGGAAUUGAACCAGAUCUUCGGGGAUUCUGAUCGACCGGCAACGUUCGCUGACACCUUGGAGAUGAAGUUCCUCGAGCGAUGCCUGCUGGAGGCCCUGCGCAUGUACCCCCCUGUGCCCAUCAUUGCCAGAAAGCUGCAGGAAGACGUCAAAUUGGCUUCAUCAGGACAUAUAGUACCCAAAGGAACUACGAUCGUUGUUGCUACCGUCAAGACUCACCGUUUGGAGACAUACUGGGAGAACCCUGACGUGUACAACCCUGACAACCACCUGCCAGAGAAGGCCGCUGAGAGACACUUUUAUUCCUUCAUCCCUUUCAGUGCCGGCCCCAGAAGCUGUGUCGGCCGCAAGUACGCAUUACUGAAGCUUAAGAUCAUACUAUCAACAAUCCUAAGGAAUUUCAAAGUAUAUUCGGAUAUCCCGGAAGAUGACUACCGUCUCCAGGCCGACAUCAUUCUCAAGAGGGCUGAUGGAUUCAAGAUCAGGCUGGAGCCACGCAGGAAGAACAUUAUGGCUUCCUAAACGUUGCUUUGUACCUCAAGGUCAAACUACAUCUAAUAUCAGAUUGAUACCUGUAUUAUGACCAGCCAUGAUAUGUGGAACCCCUAACCGAAGUUUAUAGAUAUAUACUAAAUAAAUUCCAUAUAGAAUGGUUACUUUUCACAAUAAUUAUUUAUCUACUUUUUGAAUUUUGGACGUAUUGGUUAUAUCUAUAUAUUUUUCUAUUAAACCUGUAAUCUCGGACAAGUGUAUAUUUUUUCACUGAAUACCCUUAAACCAAUUAGCUAUUUUACGGGCAUACGGUGGUUUUACAAGUGUCAGUUGGAAGUAGGAAACAGUUAUGUAUUUAAGGAGUGUUAAUGUGUAUGAGUGUAUAAAUAUAAUAAAGUAAAUGAGACAAUAA
Messenger RNA from Cryptotermes secundus, 2078 nucleotides. It is a transcript of the gene Cyp4g15, whose product is annotated as cytochrome P450 4g15. The transcript is spliced from 12 exons. Bases 59 to 1696 code for a protein of 545 amino acids. Gene Ontology annotation, molecular function: heme binding; oxidoreductase activity, acting on paired donors, with incorporation or reduction of molecular oxygen; monooxygenase activity. NCBI's taxonomy places the organism in Eukaryota, Metazoa, Arthropoda, Insecta, Blattodea, Kalotermitidae. The record is from RefSeq and is a predicted model, not a curated record.